AUGGAAGCAAAAAUGGAAGACGUGCAGAGACACUACGAAGUUGAGGUCGCAAAGAGGCAACGAGACACUCUGGAACUAAGCGGCCAGCAGCAGGAGCUAGCAAACUGCAAGAAGCUGCUGCAGUCCUUGCAACUCACCCAGAGGCAGCUAGAAGACUCUUGCAGGAAAAAAGAUGCCGAGAUCGCGGCAUGCAAGGCUGAGGCGCAACGAGAGUCUGCAGAGCGUGCUGAGGCAGAAGCAGCUUGGGCACGUACUGUAGAGGAAGAAGUGCAGCAAAGAGUCUCAGUCUUGGAAAAAGACUUCGCUUUGCGCAUAGCCAAGUAG
This is a messenger RNA of Eimeria necatrix, 324 nucleotides long. RefSeq lists its product as hypothetical. Bases 1 to 324 code for a protein of 107 amino acids. The transcript is spliced from 3 exons. The record is from RefSeq and is a predicted model, not a curated record. Lineage: Eukaryota; Apicomplexa; Conoidasida; Eucoccidiorida; Eimeriidae.